AUGAAUCCAGACAAUUUUGCUGAGCUAGCCCUGCGUAGAAUGAAAUGUUCCCACAUCAAUGUCAGAGUCAGCAACGAUGCAGUCGUGUCCCUUUCAUCCAAACCCAUUACUGAAUCGAGAAAAAGAAAGAGGAAUAAGAGAGAUCUAUCAAUAUGGAUCCCCCCUCCUUUCACUCCUUCUCUUCACUGUGCCUGGUGGAUAAACUAUAAGCAAGACCCUUCCUCAGUGAAGAUUCUGCUUCACAACCUACACGAUAACAUCCAUUUUCAAUUAGCUAUCAUAGAAGAGCAAUCACCAUUUUCCUCCUCUUCUCUCACUUAUGGAUGGACUUAUGAUGUGUUUCUUAAUUUUAGAGAUGAAGAUACUCGCUUUGAUUUUACAAUAAAUCUCUACAAAGCUCUGCACCAAAAGGGUAUUCAUACUUUUAUAGACAACAACGGGCUAAGAAGAGGAGAAGGGAUGACUCCAUCUCUUCUUAAAGCGAUCCAAGAGUCUACAAUAGCCAUCACAAUUUUCUCCAAGAAUUAUGCUUCUUCAACAUUUUGUUUAGAUGAGCUUGUUCACAUCCUUGAGUGCAGAAAGAAAAAAGGUCAGCUGGUUUUGCCAAUUUUCUAUGAUGUUGAACCAUCGGAUGUGCGACAUCAAAGAGGAAACUACAAAGAAGCAUUUACUCAACAUGAGCAGGGGUUCAACAAUGAUCAGAAGAAGACGCAGAAAUGGAAGCAGGCUCUGCGAGAUGCUGCUGAUAUUGCUGGUUUUGAUUUCAAACCCGGGUAUUUGAGUACUUCACCCCUCUUUUGCUUUGCAAACUUUAACCCAUCCUUUUGA
This is a messenger RNA of Neltuma alba, 828 nucleotides long. Its product is annotated as TMV resistance protein N-like. Gene Ontology annotation, biological process: signal transduction. The record is from RefSeq and is a predicted model, not a curated record. The transcript has 2 exons. Lineage: Eukaryota; Viridiplantae; Streptophyta; Magnoliopsida; Fabales; Fabaceae. The coding region runs from base 1 to 828 and encodes 275 amino acids.